Messenger RNA from Nelumbo nucifera (sacred lotus), 1918 nucleotides. RefSeq names its product sigma factor E (gene SIGE). Lineage: Eukaryota; Viridiplantae; Streptophyta; Magnoliopsida; Proteales; Nelumbonaceae. The record is from RefSeq and is a predicted model, not a curated record. Gene Ontology annotation, molecular function: DNA-binding transcription factor activity. Gene Ontology annotation, biological process: regulation of DNA-templated transcription; DNA-templated transcription initiation.
CUCAACUCAGAAAGAUUAAGAUCCUUUCUCUGCUCUGUAUCUGUGAUCUGUAAUUAAAUUAACACAUCAACAAUCUCCUUCUCCCAACCCAGAAGUACGAAUCUUCCACUCGGAUCGGAUUAGUUGGUCUUCCCUCCAAUUUCCAGCAGGCUUUGGAAGACAAAUAAGUUUUAUUCAUCCAGCACUUUUUUUGCCUGGACAUAUUGGCAUGGGAGUUGUUACUGUUUCUAGUUCGUCUUCUCAAACUCCAUUAGGCUUGAGCUCAAGGUUCUCAGUGCACCAGACUCAAUUGAAGAGACCAUUGAUCUUGGCCUUCAAAACAGAUAAAGCCAAGGACAGAGCAUUGGUUACACACCAUGAGCCCAUCCCAUUACCAAUGGACACUCCCAAAGAAAACCAGAAGAGGCUAAGGAGAGCCACAAAGCCUUCUAAAAGAGUAAAAGUUGUCUGUUCUGAUGAAGCUUCUUCAUGCACCAUAGAAAUGGAUUACAAUGAUGUUGCGGCCAAACUUGAAAGUAUAUAUAAACUUAGUCCCCCAACAGAUGUUUCUGAUGUGGAUGACACUGAUCGUGUGGGCAGGAGGCGUCGUCGGACAAGAAAAAAGCUUGGAGAAGCUGAUCGCAAAACUGGAAAAGAAUCAAGUGAUAAUGUGAUAAGGAACCACAAUAAGAAUAAGCGGUUGAGUCUUGAUAGGAGGAUUGCAUUGAGAAGGAAGAAGGAGGAAGGGGCAGUUCAAUUGAGUGGGGUGAAGGAAGGUAGCAAGGAGGAUGGAGAUGUUGACAAGCUGGUUGGAGAAUAUUCUGUUUCAACUGAUUUGGCCAGCUUGGAUUGGAAGAAGAUGAAGAUACCACCAGUUCUUCCUUCUUCUGAGCAUGCUUGGUUAUUCAAGUUGAUGCAACCUAUGAAUGCACUCUUUCAAAUGAAGGAGAAUUUGCACAGAGAUCUGGGAAGAGAACCAACUGAUGGUGAAUUAGCAGAUUCAACAAAUAUGAGUGUAUUUCAAGUGAGAAGGUGUAUAGAAGUUGGUCGAGCUGCAAGGAACAGGCUAAUUAAGCACAAUCUUCGAUUAGUUUUAUUCGUAAUCAAUAAGUAUUUUCAAGAGUUUGCGAAUGGACCAAAAUUCCAAGACCUUUGCCAAGCAGGAGUAAAGGGACUCAUCACAGCCAUUGACCGCUUUGAACCAAAAAGGAGGUUCAGGCUAUCCACUUAUGGUCUAUUCUGGAUCAGGCAUGCUAUCAUGCGAUCUAUGACACUCUCAAGCUUCACACGUGUCUCCUUCGGCCUUGAAUCGGUCAGAGUAGAGAUUCAAAGGGCCAAACUAGAGUUAAUGUUUGAGCUUGAGAGGCUUCCAACAGAGGAAGAGAUAAUAAAGAAAGUAGGAAUCUCCCCAGAGAGAUACCAUGAAGUCAUUAAGGCCUCUAAACCUGUCUUUUCUCUCCAUUCAAGACAUGCAAUUACACAAGAAGAGUUCAUAAAUGGAAUCACUGACAUCGAAGGUGUUGGAGGUGAUAAACGGAGGCAACCUGCCCUUCUCAGGCUUGCUCUUGAUGAUGUGCUCGACUCUCUGAAGCCCAAGGAGAGCUUGGUGAUCAGGCAGAGAUACGGUCUGGAUGGAAAAGGAGAUCGAACAUUGGGAGAGAUUGCAGGAAACCUAAACAUAUCAAGAGAGAUGGUGCGAAAGCAUGAAGUGAAAGCUCUCAUGAAACUUAAGCACCCAACUCGAGUUGACUAUCUCCGCAGAUACAUUUUCUAAAGUGUGAACAACAUACUGAUUUGUAAUAUUGGAAGCAUCCCCCACUGCUUCUUCAUUUAUAGUUGGCCUUUCUUUGGCCUAUUGCCCUUCUAAUUAUUGUUGUUGUAUACUAAAGAUUUGUAUCAUAUAUACGUUAAUUACAUGAAGAAAGGAAUUGUUGUAACA